Armigeres subalbatus is the source of this 4636-nucleotide messenger RNA. Its product is annotated as putative helicase mov-10-B.1. NCBI's taxonomy places the organism in Eukaryota, Metazoa, Arthropoda, Insecta, Diptera, Culicidae. The record is from RefSeq and is a predicted model, not a curated record. Gene Ontology annotation, biological process: regulatory ncRNA-mediated post-transcriptional gene silencing. The transcript has 6 exons. Gene Ontology annotation, molecular function: 5'-3' RNA helicase activity; RNA binding. The coding region runs from base 106 to 2730 and encodes 874 amino acids. Gene Ontology annotation, cellular component: cytosol; P granule.
CACGGCAGAGACGGGAGCUAGUUCUAUAACUGGCAAUCAGUCGUUCCUGCGUGUAUUAGAGAAGGAAUUUAAAAUAUCUAGACCGACUAGCAAAACCUGUGUGGCAUGGCAAAGCUUAUUCAAUGGUUGAAGAAAUUGUUUUUAGGAGAUGAUUCUAAUGCAAGGGCGUACCCGUAUGAUGAAUCAGUUUCAAAAAAGCAUGAUGAGCCUACAACCUAUAAGCCGGAAGCGGAAGCCGUUAAUCCGAAACCAUUCUUAGAGGAUCCUUCGUUUAACCGACAAUGGAUAAUCCAACAAGUGGACACAAUCGUUCGGAUUCCACGACGCUUGACGGUGAUCGAUCCAACUAAAGAUUGCGCCAUUUGUCAGCAACGAUUCGGAUCGGUGUGGAUGUUCCGGAACCAUAUAGCAACGGACCAUGGUAGCGGAUUCAAGUUGGAUCAUUUGCUAAGCUUUGAUCCCCGUAAUAACCGAAUCUAUUGUCAGAUAUUUACGCUGAGCUUGAAACAGCUUCCAAUGAUGCCUCCAACAUUUACAAUCACUAUAACUACCGAACGUAUGACGACUAUGGUUUUGAACUCCAUUUACAUCUUCGAUGGCGUCCAACUCAUGCCGGUAUUCGUUGGAUAUCAGGUGCUUCGGGUCUAUUCAAGUAAUUCGUUUGAAAUAACGGUCACGCUCGAUGAAAUGGUGCUGGCAAAAGGACGUAAUAAUUCUCUUCUUAUCACGGCAACUUACAUUAUUCCAGGCAUUGAUUCCGAGUAUCAAAUCGUCGAACAGUUUUACUUUACGAACAAGGAAGCUGAACUUAAGACAUAUACGAGAAAGACAAACAAAACCGAGCUCAAAUUAGCGAAAUUACCGCCAUAUGACAUUCCAAGAUAUGUAGUCUCACUUUACAAAACCAAUUGCCGCGAUAAUAAUUUAUAUAGGGUGUCACUGACGGUGGAGAAUUAUUCCAUACAACUUGCUUUGCUAAAUUACUUGGAAGCCCAACACUUGCUCCAGGAGUAUUCUAACUACACUAUUUUGAAACCAGUCAUCGUUGCGCACGGUAAUUCAGGAUUUUUUAGUAUUUCGAUUGACCAAUUCAAACAGAAACCCAAACUUCUGAGCGAGGAAGUAAAGGUUGUUUUCGUAUCGGAAGGUGAGCAUGAAACGAAAAAAAUAUACGGUUUCAUAGAUAACAUCUCCAAAGAAACGAUCACCUUCCGGAAGCUGAAGCUCAUCGAUACAGCAAAAGUAUCCAAGGUGUCUUUCUUGCUGAAUCGAACGACAUUUUGUUUGGAGCAGUGUGCACUGAAUCGAAUGAGUGCGAACUUGAUCAGGAGCCUUUGUUUCCCGGUAGCGGUUGCAAGAUGUCCACCAAAGUGUUUUACAAGAUUCGAGUGGAUCCAGCAAAGUGUGGCGUGCAAUAAGGAACAGAAAAUGGCUGUUUUUAACAUUAUUAAUCAAACGUCGUUCCCGGCGCCGUACAUUUUAUUUGGACCUCCAGGAACAGGUAAAACAACAACCCUUGUGGAAGCCAUCGGUCAAAUAUAUAAACUGCGUCCAACGGUGAAUAUUCUGGUGGCGGCAACGUCAAACUUUGCCGCAAAUGAACUCACUAGUCGCCUGCUAAAUGUCAUUCCGCAUGAGUCAAUUUUUCGAUUCCUCUCUCAUUCGUGCCUCAGAAAGAUGGAGGAUAUCGAUGAGGAUGUCCUCGAUGUUUCCAAUCUAGCCGGACAAUCUUAUAGCAACAUCUGCUACGAGGAUAUCUACAUGUGUCGCGUGACUGUGACUACACUUACAACUGCCGGUAGACUAAUCCAGGCCAACAUAAAAUCCAAACAUUUCAGCUAUGUAUUUAUCGACGAAUGUGGGAGUGCCAAAGAGAUUUCAUCACUUAUUCCGAUUGCUGGUCUGGCCACAAACGGCAAUACAAUCAAUGCAAGUAUUAUACUGGCAGGCGAUCCUAAGCAACUGGGACCUGUAAUUCAAUACGAUUUUCUCAAGCAAACAACCCAUGGCCUGUCCAUGCUGGAAAGAAUGAUGAAUCUUCCACUGUACGCAAGAAGUAAAGUGACUGGAGAGUACAACACUGAAGCUAUAAUGCAGCUUCGUGAUAACUUCAGGUCCCAUGACAACCUGUUGCAGUUCAGUAACCAAGAAUUCUACGACGGUCAACUUAGAGCAAAGGCAUCCCACGAAAUAAAAUCAAAGGCUGUUGGGUGGUAUCACUUGCCCAAUCAGAAGUGCCCGCUAAUCUUCCAUCCGGUCAUUGGUGUAACAAGAAAAGAUGAUAUGACGUCCAGUUUGUUUAAUAGAGAAGAAGCGAAACAAGUCAUAUUCUACGUGUCUGACUUGCUGAACAACGGAAUUAAUGGAAAGCCAGUUGAUCAAAAUGAUAUCGGGAUUCUGUCGCCAUAUGCGCGACAAGUCAUCCACCUGAAACAGCUUUGCUUAUUCAGAAAGUGGCAGCAUAUUGAAAUCGGUUCAGCAGAACAGUAUCAAGGCAGAGAAAAGGGGGUCAUGAUCAUAUCAACUGUACGGUCCUGCUGUGACGGCGUAGGAUUUUUGGCCGACCCUAGAAGGCUAAACGUCUCCCUUACUAGGGCUAGAUCACUCAUGAUUGUGAUCGGUAAUAUGGAAACGCUAGAACAGGAUCCUUUGUGGAAAAAGUUUAUCGCUUACUGUGGGCAGAAUAAUACUAUAGUUCAAGCACAUGAAAGCAAACUACGUAACAAGUAACCUUCAUAAUUGUUUUUUUUUUUCUUAAAAUUCUUUUUGCACAAUUUGAAUUAUUACAAGAUUAUAAGUGACGAAUGCAUAUCACCAUAUCCACCAGAUAACUAUAUUUGAAGAUAUUAAUUUUAAUAAUCAUAGAUAUUAAUUCACUAAUCAUAUGAAUAGCAGAAAUAGUCGUAAUUAUAAGAUUAUAAAAUCAGUUCAUUUACUUUCAAUCUAUAUACUUGUUUGUAUCAACAGAUACGUAUUUUGUUCCCUGUCGGGUUCCUUCCCGACAUGUUUUCCAUCCACAACACCAGCGAACUCCCAGUCCAAAACAUCUUAUCCUUUAGGGCAGUUUUCUAUCAUCAAGGAUUUGCCUAGAAUAUUUUUGAUGAUUUUUAUAUCGGAAUUUGGUGUGAGAUUUAUGUUCUUGAGCAUGAUAAAGCAGAGAAAAAUAAUAAUAAAAAAUUGUAAAAGAGAAGAGCAGGAGGAAGAUGUAGGGAUUGAGAUGGGUAUGGAUGGUGGAACGAAUUGACCUUUAAGUUUUGUGAUGUAUUUCGUGGGAAGUAGUAGUGCUUCCGAGCUGCUGCAGAUCGAGCAGCAGCUGGAGACGGCUGAUUCGGGUGCAGCCGUCUCUUAGGGACGUGACAAAAACAUCAACGGUUAGCUAAUACACUACACAGUUCAUUUUUACGAACAACUACAUAUAACAUUUAUUUACACUAAUCAAUAAAAGAAGUUUAUUUACGACACUAAACUACAUUUAUUCGCGAACACGUAUGUAAUGCCUCUACUACGGGGAUGACAAACUACGCCAUCUUUGUAACAUAUUUUUUGAGUCACUAAUACGAAUGCACUGCAUUCAGCGAACUGGACUAUCGAAGUCCAUAACUGGCGCCUUAUGAAUCUUCGACUGCUUCUUCCAUCAACAGUGCUUCUUAUACGCAGUUACUUUCCCGAGCAUUCAAGCGUCGAUUAGCAUGUGGUCUACAUACCGGCCUCUCAACCCCGACGUCCAUGGUUCGAACCCAGUCUGCCGCACUCUCCUUUUUUUAAAAUAAAAAUCAUCAUUCAUAAGGCAACAUGUUGAAAUUCAUACCGAUUCCUUGUGGCAAUUUUCAUAAGGCGUUUGAUUGAAAAUCAUACGUCCAUUUUCCUCAGUGUGCGAAUGAAAUAUAAAAAAAAAUCGAAGGGUAAAAAUAAUAUAAAACGAGCGCCUUGUUCAAGUAGCAAUCUGAAGAUUAAAGCAAAUAAGUUGAACAUUUUACGAGACUUGCUCUGUAACCUGAAAGACAAAGUACCCCCAGAUGACCUAUCAGGAAUAUAUCAAAUUCCUUGUAAGGAUUGCCCAGCCGUUUACAUCGGUCAAACACGCCGAAAAGUGAAGACCCGCCUGAAAGAACACAAAAACCCGAAGGAGUCAAGCGUGGCUGCACACACGGACGAACUCAAUCAUGAAAUUGAUUGGAACAGCGCGAAACUCAUCAAAUCCAUCAGGAAACCAUCACACCUCAACUCUUGGGAAUCAAUGUUCAUCACCAACUCCAACACCAAAAAACCAUUGAUGAAUGAAGAUGAUACCCCCAUUAUGACCUGCCUCUACAGUUUAACCAACACAGCUAUACAUUAGCCUCCCCAAAAGUAAACAGUCGGACAUUGUCCUGAAGAUGGGUGACAUCGCGCCCGAAACCGGUCGACAGAAAUGUAAUUUUUAACUCCUUUGAUGAUUGUAAGUACUCGCGUCGCGUCUUCAAGUGUAAGUUGAACAUACUUAAGUUUAAAUCAAGUGUAAAAUAGUUUUAAUUUGUAGUGCGGUAUUUUUUUCCUCGAUUUUUUUUCGUGAUUGUAUCAUGUUGCAUUAUUGAGUGGUAUGGCAGUUUUGCUUCAUAUUCUUCUGUAAAAAUGUAAACCACCGUUAACAUUCAAA